GUUUAAAUGAUUUCGAAAUCUGAAACAGAUAGUAAGAGUAAGACUCCGGGGAGAUUAAAAUGUUGCCGUUUAAACCAUCAGCAAAAGUGUCUAGCAUGUCCAUCGACGAUGUAGAAAGGGACUUUGUAACUCAUGUAUCUACUGGUUUGGACAAAUCUGAAGCCGAAAGACGUGCAAGAAUAUAUGGGUUGAACGAAUUUGAUGCGGGAGCUAAAGUUCCAAUAUGGCGAAAAUAUUUUGAUCAGCUUUAGGAAUGGUUCAUUGGUAAACUGUCUUGCUAAAGUAUUAGUUUGUGGGGAUAUUGUUGUCAUAGCUACUGGUGAUCGUGUACCAGCUGAUAUGCGAUUGGUUGAGGCCGUAGACCUUGAAAUUGAUGAAUCGAGCUUCACUGGUGAAACUGAACCCCAGAGGAAAGAUACGUCAUCAAUACCAGAAGCCUUAGAAAACAGUAGGGUUACAGAGCAAAAAAAUGUAGCAUUUAUGGGCACUAGCAUUUAUUGGUUCACUGUGGAAACGAAAAGUGCUAACGACGGCAUUAGACAAGAUGAAAAUUUUCAAACUCUUUCUCGGUACUGA
Messenger RNA from Xenia sp. Carnegie-2017, 576 nucleotides. Its product is annotated as calcium-transporting ATPase 1-like. The transcript has 4 exons. The coding region runs from base 202 to 576 and encodes 124 amino acids. The record is from RefSeq and is a predicted model, not a curated record. Lineage: Eukaryota; Metazoa; Cnidaria; Anthozoa; Malacalcyonacea; Xeniidae.